Molecule: messenger RNA, 744 nt
Organism: Vavraia culicis subsp. floridensis
Lineage: Eukaryota; Fungi; Microsporidia; Pleistophoridae
Exons: 1
Biological process (GO): transcription preinitiation complex assembly; DNA-templated transcription initiation; transcription by RNA polymerase III
Cellular component (GO): nucleus; transcription factor TFIIIB complex; transcription preinitiation complex
Molecular function (GO): RNA polymerase III type 3 promoter sequence-specific DNA binding; TBP-class protein binding; RNA polymerase III general transcription initiation factor activity
Source: RefSeq, a predicted model, not a curated record
AAAGUUCCUCUGAUAGAUCCGUCGCUUUUCUUGCACCGUUUCUUCGCGAAGUUGAAGCUGAAGAACGAAAAGAUUCUGUUUUUUGCCAUGAGAUUAAUUUCACGGAUGAAACGCGAUUGGAUAGUCGUUGGUAGGCGACCGAAUAAUCUGUGUGGUGCAGCAUUGGUUACGGCAUCGCGUGUUUAUGGCGAGGAGCGAAGUGUACUGGAGGUUGUUAAGGCGGUGAGGGUCUCUCCGCAUACGAUUAACAUACGCCUUAAGGAGAUGUGUGACACGCAGAGUGCGAAUCUCACGGUGAGCGACUUCUUCAACGUAUGGCUCGAGAAGGAGGAGGAUCCGCCCAUAACGAAGCACAAGUUGAAAAUGGUUGAUGAUAAGACAAUUGAAUCGGGCAUGCUUACACCAACGAGCGAUAUCUCUGAGAAGGACACCCUUGCCAUUGAUGAAAACUUCUUGACCAAAUUUGAUGACAGUGGCACGGAAGAAUCGAUUGACUCUGAUGAGCUGGAAUGCUUUAUUCUGACAAAGGAGGAGGCGAUGCAAAAGGAGAAGGUGUGGAACUCGAUGUAUGACAACUUCUUGAAGGAAAGAGCCGUCCGAGCAAGUACACGGCGAAGGGAACCAAAGAAGAGAAAGCCGAGGGAGACCUACGACACGGUGGAAGAGGCGCUUAGGGGCGUGAUCAAAGAGAAAAAGAUGACGAACAAAAUUAAUUAUGAGGCGCUCAAAGGGCUUUUCGACUGA